This is a messenger RNA of Lindgomyces ingoldianus, 1235 nucleotides long. RefSeq names its product Co-chaperone Hsc20. NCBI's taxonomy places the organism in Eukaryota, Fungi, Ascomycota, Dothideomycetes, Pleosporales, Lindgomycetaceae. Gene Ontology annotation, cellular component: mitochondrion. The record is from RefSeq and is a predicted model, not a curated record. The transcript has 2 exons. Gene Ontology annotation, biological process: [2Fe-2S] cluster assembly; protein complex oligomerization. Gene Ontology annotation, molecular function: protein-folding chaperone binding; ATPase activator activity. Bases 259 to 990 code for a protein of 243 amino acids.
AUGACUAGCAUUCAGGUUAAGUGGACACUGAUAUCUGUCUUAUAUCACGGCGGACUUUCCCGCCCACUUGGCUUUCUCAAUGUCCGUGACGUAAGUGCAUGGGUAACGAAACUUGAACGGAAAUCCUCGCCUCUGGCCUCGCUCCGCAAACCCAAAUAUCAAACAACCUCAUUUCGCUCCUCUACCUGCACCCUUAUGCCAUUAUUCAGAUUGUUAAACUGAUUUUCCGAGACACGCUUCAUUUAAACGGCAGUUACGAUGCGUCCCGCUUCUCCAACAGCCAUUUCCUGGCUCCGUGCAUUCCUCAUCUCCGAAACUUCGAUAGCUCCCCUCCGCGCACACCGCAGACACGCCGCCUGUCUCCUCCGCUCUAGCCGCCCCUCCUCAUUGACACCCUCGCGCCGACAUCAAUCAACAUCCCAUUCACAACUGCGUGGCGACUCGUCGCUGAAAUCCCACACACAUUAUCACUUCUUCCCACAAUCGCUACCCGCAGGUCCACCUCCGCACGGCCGCUUCUCGAUCGACCUGCCGUCGUUGAAAAAAGAGUUCCUUCAAUUACAGGCCCGCGCGCAUCCGGAUCUUCAUCCAGCGGAGAACAAGAAUAAAGCGCAAGCAUUGAGCGCGAGGAUUAAUGAGGCGUAUAACACACUGCAGUCGCCACUGUUACGCGCGCAGUAUUUGCUGAGUCUGAGGGGUAUUGAUGUACAUGAGGAUGAGACAGCGAAGGUGGAAGAUCCGGAAUUGUUAAUGGAGGUGUUGGAGACGAGGGAGCAGAUUGAGGAGGCGGAGACGGAGGAGGAUCUGGUAGGGAUGAAGACGGACAAUGAAAGGAGGAUUGGAGAGAGUGUGAAGGUGUUGGAGGGCGCGUUUGAGAGGGAUGAUGUGGAUAGGGCGAAGAGUGAGGCCGUAAGGUUAAGGUAUUGGGUUAAUAUUAAGGAUUGUUUAGAUGGAUGGGAGAGGGGGAAGCCGGUUAUUUUGGAGCAUUAGUGGGGGAAGAGGUGCAAUCUUGCUAUAAGCUGGUGUAUAGGAAGGGAGGUUGUGGGACUCUAUUUGGGGGAAGGUGGCAUCUUUUUGGCUCCCUGCCUGAGUCUAGCGGUGGCUUGGAGAGAUGGGUUGCGCCUUUCAUGCUCCGGGUGUACGGUAGCAUGUUGUCCUAUGUUUCGGUGGAUGUAAGAGUAGGAUGUAGAUGUUACAUUUCGUGCAGCUUUCCUCUUAGCAUGCACAUGAAUGAG